Molecule: messenger RNA, 8164 nt
Organism: Macrosteles quadrilineatus (aster leafhopper)
Lineage: Eukaryota; Metazoa; Arthropoda; Insecta; Hemiptera; Cicadellidae
Gene: Nuak1
Product: NUAK family SNF1-like kinase 1
Exons: 19
Coding region: 604-5685 (1693 amino acids)
Biological process (GO): microtubule cytoskeleton organization; intracellular signal transduction; protein phosphorylation
Cellular component (GO): cytoplasm
Molecular function (GO): ATP binding; protein serine/threonine kinase activity; tau-protein kinase activity
Source: RefSeq, a predicted model, not a curated record
UUCCUGUUUAACCUAACAACAUCACAACACAAUUAGGGAGGAGUAGAUAAAACCUACUUAGAAAUUCUAAAAAUGUUGAAAAACAAUACAAUCAAAGGAUGUGCUGUGUAAACAAUAAGAUUUUUUUAAAUUAUGUCUAGGUUUAUAGAUUCAUUGUGUGUUCUAUUGCUGGAGAGUGAACAGUGAACAAUGCUACACAUAACCUAAAAGUACUCCAUUAGCAUUUUGAGAUAUGAAUUAUUCAUCGAUCAACAUUUUACAGUUUCCAGUAAGAUGGUGUUAAUCUUGAGUUACACAAGCUGGACGUUUUAUUUUUUAGCGUCAAUGCGUGUACAGUUUUCAACUAGCUGUCUCUGGCUGAGUUAAGGCUAAAAAUAACUAGUAUGUCUCGAGCGUGAGUGUGUGUGUAUGUGUGGGACAAGGGAAUUCACUUGUCGCCUUGACUGUUUUGUCUUAGUUUUUCAUUAUGUUUGACAAUUUCCGAAGUAUAUGCUGUGUCCGUGUGUUUAGUGUAAUUUGUGAUGCUACAAGUCAGAGUUAAUAUGAUAUUAAGAAGAUAAGGAUUAACUCAAACCAAGGGACUGAGACAGAUAAGCAGGCAAGAUGGUGGUGCCGGAGUCAUCCAUCAACAACAUCAUGGGCGGCCUGGAGAGUACGGGGGGCGUCCGGCUGCACAACCAUAAACGGAAACUCAAACAGAGAUUUGACCUAGUCAAGAAGCUGGGACAGGGAACGUAUGGGAAAGUACAACUAGGGAUAAACAAGGAGACAGGUCAAGAGGUAGCCAUAAAGACAAUAAAGAAAUGCAAGAUAGAAACGGAAGCAGAUUUGAUCAGGAUACGACGCGAAAUUCAGAUAAUGAGUUCAGUGCAACAUCCGAACAUCAUACACAUAUACGAAGUGUUUGAGAACCGAGAGAAGAUGGUGUUGGUGAUGGAGUACGCGGCUGGAGGAGAGUUAUACGAUUUUCUCAGUGAGAGGAAGGUGUUGUCUGAGGAGGAGGCGAGGAGAAUAUUCAGACAGAUAUCUACGGCUGUAUACUAUUGCCACAAGCACAAAAUCUGCCAUCGGGACCUGAAGUUAGAAAACAUACUCCUUGAUGAAAAUGGAAAUGCAAAAAUUGCUGACUUUGGGUUGUCGAAUGUAUUUGAAGACACCAGACUUCUCAGCACAUUCUGCGGAAGUCCUUUGUACGCUUCUCCAGAGAUCGUUAAAGGAACUCCGUAUCACGGGCCUGAAGUAGAUUGCUGGUCACUGGGUGUAUUGUUGUACACUCUAGUCUACGGAGCAAUGCCUUUUGACGGAUCAAACUUCAAACGACUCGUCCGUCAGAUCUCACAGGGCGACUAUUUUGAGCCUAAGAAACCAUCACCUGCAUCACCGUUGAUUCGAGACAUGCUCAACGUAAACCCAGCUCGGAGAGCAGACAUUGUGGCCAUCUGUUCUCAUUGGUGGAUAGACGAGAACCAAUCUGAAGCUUGCAUGGAUGUGGCGGAGGAGUUGGCCAAUCAGACGCCAGUAAGGCUUGACCUACUCCUGUGUUUGGCUCCCAGCGGCAAUGACGACAAGCUGCUAUUGGCUGAUCAGCCACCCAACGCUGAGGGAGGAGACAGACCAUUGAGGUCUCAGUCGCUCAGCAGCCUGGCUACGGCACAACCUGACUUCCUCUCCGAGGCCCCUACACAGACCCGACGUGACACUGAAAGCAGAAGUAAAAGAAAAGAAGAAGGUGGAAGUGUAAAGAGAAAAGAACGCUCGAGAAGUAGAAGAGAAAGAUCAAGCAGUCGAAGCAGAAGAGAUGAUUCAACACCCGAACCAGACUCUGUCUCUGAGAAACCGAAGAGAAAAUCAGUGAAAUCGAGAAAAAGCAGGGAAGAAGCUCAAGUCGUCGAGGAACCCAAAGAAGAAAUGCUGCAACCGAAGAUCGCAGAGGUUGACGAAGAGUUGGCUAAGUCCAGUGAGACGAUCCUAGCGCCUGUGACUCCUGUUGAUGAAGCACCUAAACCCAAAUCACCUGUGCCUUCAGAUGAAGUUGUGAUUGAGGAGGUCAAAUCACUCAGUGAAGAACUGACCACACCGACUCCUCUCACUGCAGAACCUGCUAAACCUCCGUCUCCUGCUCCUCCUGCAGGAGUUAAGCCUAGCGCUACAGUCAUCCUGGAGAAAACUGAGGAAAAGGAGAAACCUGCGGAGGAAGAAAAACCUUCUAAACCAAUGGAGAGGAGAAAGUCAAAAAUAUUUGAAACCGCUGAGAAGUUCAACAAAAUCGGCACAGCUGAAGCACAACCGAAGCCACAACCCAAGAAAGUGGUGUUGCCAGGGGUGAAAGUUAGCGAUUAUAAGAAAGCAUACGAGAGGAGAUCCUCAUUGGCUUCAUCAACAACGAAUUUUGUCAGAGGUUCGGCUUCCAGAAAAAGUUUAUCGGGUGAGUCUAGCAUCUCUCCUCCACCAGUGGACGAUACUAAGUUCUCUCUCGCUUCUACCGUGGCGCUCAACAAACUGGUUGAGAACGUGGAGAAACUGUCGAAGAUGGAGGAUGAAAAGGAAAAGGCAGAGAGUGAGGAGAGAAAGGCUGAAAAGAAAGCAAGUCCGGAGAAAGUUGUUGAAGUGAAGAAAGAAGAAACAAAGACUGAUAAAGGAGUUAAGGUGGAGGACGACACAAGGAAGAAGGUGAAGAAUGCUGUUCAGGUUAUUGGCAAUGCAAUAACCGAAGGAAUCGGUGGAGACGGAAAGGCAGCAACAUUGCCUAGAAGACGAACGUCAAGAGCUGAAAUCAAAUUGACAAUGCCCCCGCCUAAGCCUGUGGAGUUCCGCAGUGAAGUGGAGCACAUGGUGGCGGCCCCCGCUGCCCCCACAGUACAGAGGUCAGAGGUCAAAUUCCCUGUGGCAGCACCCCCGCCUGUGUCAAGUACCAGAGUGACCCCAGUUAGACAGAGCAGUACACCGCGGGAGUACAUUGUACCUAUACAGCUGGAGGACUCAACAGCUGUGAAACCCCCUCCUCCUCCCCCCUCCACUCAGCGACCCGUCAGUCGCACCAGCUCCAAGAGUCUGUCUCGCCAAAGCACUGCAGACUCAGACUUUGGCAGCAGCACUAGUGUGGGAGAGCCAAUACGCAAGUCUCCGAGAGAAGUAAUCAUCCCUAUAGCAGUGGAGGGUGGCGGCUACGUCACUCCCAGCGCGGAGGCCAUCUCUAGAAUGAGUUCCCUAAACGAAAGCGAGGAUGACGUGCCUCGUGGCUUCGGUCUACACAGCACUCGACGACAAACUCGACAAUUGGAGACAGCGGAUAGCGUUAGCUCAGACGAAGAUGAUGACAACUUUGAGAUACUCACUGCCGAGAACCUAUUCUCAACGUUGCUGUCAAGGGUAAGAAGUCUGACCCAAAGACUCAAUACGGAAGACAGGCAGACAGCUUUCCCAAGACUCUUCAACCAUCAUCAUUCGAUUUUCGACAUCCCUCCGAGUCGGAGGUUAGCAGAGGCCCGAUCCUUCGGCCGCGCAGACAGUGUUCCCUGGCGACGCAGCGCGAGUCGAGAGUCUUCCACUUUGCCGAGAGAUGGGUCAAUCAAUAGAAUCGGAACUUCACGUAGGACAGGAUCUUUGAAGUCAUCAGGGAAAGAAAAACCGCCCCCGUAUAGAACACCAGUGCGAAACUCUUCAGAAGUGAGUCGUCCUAACUACAGCAAUUCUAACAAUACCGAGUGCUCAGAGAUGAGCAACUCUGCACAAGAAGCAAAUUUCUCAACAUUGCCAGAGAAUGGUCAGCGUGAAAUAAAAUCUACAGAAUAUGAAAACACUGCUGUAAUCAAAACAUCAAGGGGUAUUCCGAAUUCCGAAAUAAUAGGAUCUUCAGUAAGUAAACCCACAAAGACUAAAUCAGAAUUGUCAAAGAAAUGUUCAAAACUUCCUCGCUUGCUAAUAAAAAAUCCACAAGAAAAACAGAAGAGUGAGAGCGUUGAAAGUUCUGUAAAUGGAGACAGCAGUUUGGAAAGUUCUCAAACCCCUCGGAGAAACUCACUUGAAAGACCUUCAUACUUCAAUUCGCUUUAUAAGACAGGAUUCAGACCGUAUAAUGAUAGUAUGACAAGAUCACUUAACCAUCCAUCAGAGUUUGUGAAUGGUGAUGUUAGACCAAGUAUGUCUACUUCACUUCACAGUGAUAGUUUGGACACAUCUGGGUCAGAAUAUGAUUAUCGUUCUAUCAGGCCUUAUGGCACUCUUGGACGAACGUACAGCUUAAGGAAUUCACCUGCAAGAUCAUACGGAACUUUGCAUACACCGGUGAAAUCAAGUAUGGAUCCUGACACGGAAUUUAAGUAUUCCAGUCCGACGACAAAUGUGAGUAGAGGAUCAACCAUGAAGGAUGGUCAACGCACUUCUCGGUUCCUGAGACCAAAAUCAUUCUACGGUGGAAGUGAUUUGAGCAGCUACUCUGUGCCUUCUAGUCCUAAUCCUAUAACAAGUAGUGUUGAAACCAGGAGAAGUCCUAGCUACCAGAGGUCGAUAUCUUUGUUUGAAGGUAAGAAACCAGAGAUUUACCAACGGUCGUUGAGUGUUACUCCUGAUAGAUCUGUUCUUGGAAAGUUUUUCAAUGAUAAAAAGGAUGAUGAACCGUCAAAAGUGUUGAAAGAAAUUAAUAGAGAAAAAUCAAAAUCACGAAAGGUCUCAAGGUUUUUGAGGCCUGACUUCUACGACACACCUAAAGAAGACAGCGCUUACGAGAAAAAGGAAAAGGAAAAAAAUGUUGCAAAUGGACAAAUCUGGAAAGAGAAAUCAAAACAGAGUUCUACACAGAAGAAAACUUCAAAGAAGUCACAGGAGGAUGCAAAAUCUGUUGAUAAUCGAAUGAGCAUUGUUGAUAAAGCGAUUAGGUCUUUAAAAGAAAACAGUUUAGGUAGAAAUGAUUACGAUUCCAUAAGAGAAUCAAACUUAAUUAAAAGAGCAGUUUCUCUAGAAGACUGUUCAAUUGUGCCAGAAAACAGAGCUAGAAGAUCAACAUCUUUGACUCCUCAAUCACAUCAGGAAAAAAAAUCCGAUAAAUUGCAUAGCGUCUUUCAAAAAAAGAAAUUCGAAGACUACAAAAAAAUUGUGGAUCAGAAAUUAAACAAGAACAAAGAAAGUGAAGACAGUCAAAAGAGAGAGUCAGUGAUUGAAAGACUGUCGAGAAAACUAAGUCCCAAAAAUAGAGAUAAGCAGAAAGUGACUGAAAAUUCUUGCAACGGAGUUACCAGUCAAAAUGAAGACUUGGAAUGUCGUAGCAGACACAGUAGGAUCGCCGGAUUGAAGAGGUUGGAGUUCAGUCGACCAAUCCCGAGCGCAGACUCUACUCCAAGCGUAGAAGAGUCCAAAUACAGUGGAGACUUUGAUGAUUCCUCCUCGUUCCUGUCGCCCACUGAAGACGGGAGUGACACGUGGUCGAUCAGUUCAGAGUACGCAGACGCUAGGGACAUCUUCGCAGGCUCAGCCAACAACGAAGACUCUGUCAGUGAACGAAUCCGACGAAAAAGCUUCUACUCUCGUUUCAAUCAAACAAAACGGAAAAAAUCCACGAGUGGCCAACUAAACGGGUCAAGGUCUAGGCUUCCGAUGUAUUCAAAGUCGAUGACAUCAGAUCUCGCCAGCCCGACCUCCUCCAAGUCAUUGCGGAAGAUUUCAGAUCCCAAUCCACCAGUGGAGAAAUGAGUUAAACUUUUUAGUUUUUUUUACCAAUGUUUGUGGAAGUUAAUUAUCAUUUUUAUUGAAAUAAUGUUAUGUAGUGUUUGAUUAUUAUUAUUUAAUUUGCAUGUUUUUUACCUUGACACUGGUGAUGUUAUUUUACAGAUCGAAAUACAAAAAUUUGAGGAUUUAGUUAGUUGCAAACAAAACUUUCAAUUAAUCACGUUGUAAAGCUUUGUUUUGUCACUUGCCAAUUUAAAUUCAGGUAAUAUAUCUACUAUUUAGUGGUAAUGAAAUUUAUUGAUUCAGUGACAGUCAGUGCACUAGAUAAACCAAAGUUUAUUUAAAGUAUUUAUUGUUGUGUUCCGUUAAUCCUGACGAUUCUAGUCAUAAGUUACUGUCCAGAAGUUACUGUUGUUGUAUGAUGAAACAAGCAGCCCAGCUGCAGAAAGUAAUUAGGUUUUUCUGAUGAUUACUUUAGUUUCAUUUUAUAUUUGAGUUAAAAUUUUAGUGUGCUUUUUAGGCUUUUGUUCUACGCACAAUUACGAAUCUUCUGUGAAGCUAUUGAUGUAGUAUUCGUAGCUAGGAGUAGUGAUAUUUUUGUAAAAAUAAACUAAUAACUGUUAAAUGCUGUAGAAUGUGUUUAAUCUUUUUAACUUCAGGUUUGCUGUACAAAAAUGACUGAGAAAAAAGCAAUUUACCAUGUAAGGGAUGGUAUACAUAACUGUUAAUGAAGUAAACAUUUACAAAAUUACAUCAAGUAACUAAUAAAACUUUACUGAUAUUACUUUAUCAUAGGAUGUGACAAAACCAAAUAUCAAUAAUCUCAAAACCAUCAAAACUUAGGAAAAAAGUUUCAAGAUUCAAAAGUUUGGCAGUUUUAUUCUUGAAACCCUUGACAUUUUUUGCGUCAUUAUUCUUUUUCACACUAGCUGGUAGAAAUAGAGCAAACAGAUCAACAUUAACGGUAAUGAGAAAAGUUGAAUUGUAUUCUGAACCGAACCUGAAAAUCUUAAAUACUAUAACUGAAAUUUACAACUCAGCUCAGUUUCAUAACUAUUUUUACACAUAAGAAAUAUUGACCCCUAAGUCUUCUAAUUAGUUUAAUAUUCAUGUUUUAGUUGGUGUCGGUGGUUAAACUUAUUUUAAUGUUAUCAAAAUAAUGAUGUUUUCGGUUUUUCGAUCAUUCACAUAUUUAUAUAAUUAGAUCUAAACAUGUUUUUUUCUGCCACUGAGCUACAAGCUAUAUUAUUAUGUCAGUAUUAGGAGUCAAUCUCUUUCAGUUUUGUUUACAUACUUAACAUUUUAUUUUCACCUGUAUUUAAUUGUAACCAACCUAUGUAACCAGCUAAAUAAAAAAAGUUUCGCUUUUAGGUUUCAAGAUUCGGGGUACAAUCUUUUUAAGUUUUGGUUUUGAGAUUCAACAUUUCUGGUUUAGACCUCACUACUUUAGCAACUGUUAAGAAUUAGAAAUAAAUCCUCACUCUGUUUAUUCCUCUUCAAGAUAUAAUAGGAAUGUGUAAUAUUAAUUCAAAGAUUGGUAUUACAAUUAUAGCUAUCAAAACAUACAUCAUUUUUAAGUUACCAAUAUUAGCAAUAGGUUCCAAACCUUAUCAUUUUAAAAAUUUGACGGAUAUAUUUUAUGAAGUACACAAUUAAUUUUAGUUCUACAUCAGUAAAAUUAGUAUUUUCCUUUUGUCUACAAUCAAUAGUAAUAGUGUAGUUUUAAUGGAAAAUAAAUUACCAAUUUUGGUGCUAAAGAUGGUCAAUCGAAUAGGUAUUUUUGAUAGAAUAGAUUUUAUAUUUAAAUUUUUAAAAUGUAAAAUGUUUUUAACUGUUUUAGAAGAUCUUUGCUAUCUAGUUUUAAAUCUAACAUGAAUAAUUGAUCAACUUAUUCGCUUAAAUUAUUUUAAUUUUAACAAGGGAUUUUAAUUUUGUAGUUUUUGUACCACUAAUUAUUUAUUUUUUAAUUUAUUAAACAGUAACAUUUUAUUUUUGAAAUACUUCGCUAUUGAGUAGAUAAUUAAUUUAGUUACUAAAUUAUCACUAAUUUUCUCUAUAUAAAUGUUGUUGUUUCAUGAUCAAAUUGUAUUAAAAAUGUAAAUGAUAAACUUAAUUUCAAAUAUCUUCCUGGAUUUAUGAAAAUGUAAAAACAUUUCUAAUCUGUUUGAAACUGUUUUGUAUAUAAGCAGCAAAAAAUGCUGAACCCUCAGUUACCUAAUGAUGUAAUGAAUAUUUUUCCAAUCUAUACUUUUGAAAGAGUAGGUAAUGUAAUGAAAAGUUAAAAAACAUUUUUGUUUAUAUGGAAUUAUUUUUACAAUCAAGGUAGCUUUAUAUUACCGAAAUAUUGUUUGUCGCCUAAUAAUUUUUUCUUUAUGUAGCACAUUGUUAAAUUAAUAAGAUGUUAAGUAUUAUGUAUAUACAGAGUUUACUCUUGUUUAUGAUAACAGCUGAUCCUCACUGUACAUACACUGCUUGACUCAAUAAAGAGAGAGAUUUUGAAUAA